UUCUGUCAAUUUUAGUCUGUUCUUGUUCUUCUUUUUUCCCUCAGUCAUUCCACUUUUUGACUUUGUUUAAGAGGAAUCGUUUUUAGAGUAAAAGCUUGUUGCCAUAUUCAAGUUUUUUUUUUCUGUAUGGUUGUAUGGUGGUUGUCUUAUUCCCAGCUAAUUUACCUUUGCUAGAACCCCUUUUUGUCUAGUUUUAUUGGGCAUCUUUGGCUAUGUGAAUAGGUAGUCAAGUAUAUUCUGUAUUGUAAAUGUCCUUUUGGUGCUUUAUGUCAAAAUGUCUGGAAAUAGCCAUUGUUUCGUCGAGUGGAAGGAGGAGUUUGUUUCACAGGAGCGCGGCAAUCGUGUGGUUCACUAUUUCUUGAAGGAUUCCACUGGGGAAUCCAUCCGUGCUGUUAUCGGUACUGAGAGGAGUGUUAGGCACAUGUUUUACACUGUUGCUGAGGAGUUUGUGAGAGCAUAUGGUGCUGAGCAUUCGAUUCAUGCUGGUUUCAAAUGGAGGUCAAGAAGAGAGGUUGUGGAUUGGCUUACAUCUAUGCUCUCAAAGCAGCAUCUCGAGGGAGAUCGAUCUAAGUCUCCAAAACAUGACACACUGCCGGCUUUUCUGUCUCCUGAUUGUGCAAUGAUUGAGAGCCACUUUUCGAGAAAUUUGAAUGGACAAAGUUCGGAUAUUGUUUGGUCAGGCUCUGCAUGGACAUGUGGCAAACAUCUCAAGCAUUUCCCAGCAUUUUGCCGCAGUGGAACCACAAUAGCGGUUCAAUCUUUUGUCUUUGUCAUGGCUAAAGGAGAGAAUCACUAUCUUGCUUACUUGGAAGACAUGUACGAGGACAAGCGUGGGCAGAAGAAGGUGAAAGUGAGGUGGUUUCACCAUACUAAGGAAGUUAAGGGUGUCAUUCCUGUAAGGAAUCCUCACCCCAAAGAGGUUUUCAUCACUCCUUAUUCACAAGUCAUUAGUGCAGAGUGUGUUGAUGGUCUUGCAAGUGUCUUAACCCGUGAACAUUAUGAGAAAUGUGCAGCUGUUUUCCCUGACGCUUUAUUAGCUAGAGCUCAUAUAUGCUCUAGGCAGUUCAGAAGUAAAAAAGUGAAGCAGUUUGAUUUGAGUAAAUUGCGUGGUUAUUUUGAUCAACCGAUUCUCUCAUGUUUAAGUUCCACUUUGUCCUCAGAACCUGACUCCCCGAGCCAUGGCCUAAAUGAGGAAGAUGAUGAAGAACUAAGUGCCGGUGUAAAUGUAAAGCUGGGAAAUAAGAGGUCCAGAACUAUUAGCAGUAGUCAAAGGUUUGUGACAGAUAAUUCAGGAAAUAGGAUUUCUAGUAAUCACUUGGUGUCUUAUGAAGCUUCAUGCAAGAAAAUAAAAUAUGCUUUGUCUGGAAAGAGAUUGCUCUCCCUGGAGCAUGCCGCGAGUCAAUAUUGGCAUGGGUCACUUUUCAAGUUUGAUGAAAAGAUAGAGAUGCUGUGCCAAGAUAGUGGGAUCCGAGGCUGCUGGUUCAGAUGUACAGUUUUACAAGUAUCAAAAAAACAGAUGAAGGUCCAAUAUGAUGAUGUGCAGGAUGAGGAUGGAUAUGGUAAUCUUGAGGAAUGGAUCCCAAUUUGCAAGCUUUCUAUGCCUGACAAACUUGGCAUGAGGUACUCAGGUCGGCAAACAGUAAGGCCUGCUCCUCCUAGCACUCAAAAAGAACUUGCUCUGGAGAUUGGGGUUGCUGUUGAUGCAUGGUGGAGUGAUGGCUGGUGGGAAGGGGUUGUAACUGCGGUUAACAGCAGUGGUGAUGACAAUGUGCAAGUGCAUUUUCCUGGUGAAAACUUAUUCCUUAACGUGCACAAAAAGGAUCUAAGGAUUUCCAAAGAUUGGGAUGGGGACCACUGGAUUGACAUUGAGGCCAGACAGGAUAUACUCUCUUUGAUAUCUGAUGCCAUUAGCCCGGACAUGGACAUGAAAGUUUCCGUGUCCACUACUCCUGUCAUGGAUGCAAAGCUUGGUGGUGGCACAAUUCCAGUUGAAGCUGUUGCUGCCAAAACUAUUACUGAAAUGGAAAAGCCUGAGUUAGCUUUUCAGGACUGUUCUGAUAACCUCGUAGAAGAAACUGGUGGUAAGGAGCUUGCAUCAUUGAACGACGGAAAAGAUGGGGAUGCUAGUGAUGGCAAGAAGCCUCCACCAUCUGAAAAUGGUAAAAUUGCUAAUGCCAGUGAUAAACUAAACGGUGUGGAUGGUAAUAAUGAAAACAACAACACCAACAGCGAUGAUGAUAGGAAGGCAAAUUAGAGGCAGAAAAUGACAUGGAGCAGAACUGUAAAAGUAAGGAAGUCAUGGAGGUGAGAACCUAGAAUGUUUCUGAUGGGAUAGAUUCUUUUGUAAUGGGGAUGUUGGUACUAAUUUCAACUAACAUGAUUCCAGUUUUAAGUUAAGACCUUCUGUAAAUAGUGGUGCAGGCAUAGCACGAAAGUUGCUGCCAUUUGUCGUGUUUGACUUGGUGGCCUUGGUCAGUGUACAGAAACAAGGUUAGCAUUCUGUGGUUUUUGUUGUAGCAAUUAUUUGUAUCUGAAAUAGGAUUUGCACUUGAAGAUCUUUGGUAAGGAGAUCUUCUAGAAUGGAGCUAGUUUUUAAGUUUCUUAGUCAUGGACUCUGUCGUCUCUUGUAACACCAGAUCUGUGUCCUCUUGUAAUGGGAAUUUU
Messenger RNA from Hibiscus syriacus, 2664 nucleotides. RefSeq lists its product as uncharacterized. The record is from RefSeq and is a predicted model, not a curated record. The coding region runs from base 275 to 2254 and encodes 659 amino acids. Gene Ontology annotation, molecular function: chromatin binding. Lineage: Eukaryota; Viridiplantae; Streptophyta; Magnoliopsida; Malvales; Malvaceae. The transcript has 6 exons.